Molecule: messenger RNA, 6087 nt
Organism: Bombus pascuorum
Lineage: Eukaryota; Metazoa; Arthropoda; Insecta; Hymenoptera; Apidae
Product: serine-rich adhesin for platelets-like
Exons: 2
Coding region: 1688-3394 (568 amino acids)
Source: RefSeq, a predicted model, not a curated record
AAUUCCAUUUUCGGAAAAUGAUGAUCUUAAAAUCUCGUAAAAAAAAAAAAAAGGAAAAGGAGGAAAAGUUUUUCUAUCAUUACGCGAUUCUGAGCCUGUAUUAUGCCGGAGUGUAUCCCCACAAUUCAUCACGAUGUCACUGCAAUUGUUAAACAAAUCUACAAAUCGGUCACAACUGCCAAUCCGUAAAAAUACGAUCUGUUUUAUUAUAAUACAUUUUGCAAUCAUUUCGACAAUUGCCUUGUUCAUAAAUAGUAAAAGAAAAUAGUGUAACAUUGAACGAAGGAAACUGCUUCAAGAUUCCAUUAUCAAACUAUCAUAUUAUGCUUGGCUAUUUUAUUCGAUUGUCCUUUUUUUCUUUUUUUUGCGUGAGGAGGGGAAAAAAAUGCUGUUACGCAUACCCAGUGACCCGCAUCACUGGGGUUAUGUGGGGGAGUCGGGCGGAUGUUGUUGCCAUACCCACUAAAAACCCUUCCCCGCCCUCCUUUCUCUGCUUUGAGGGCUGACAACCCCAGUAAUACCCGGCGUCGGCAAUCAUCAGGGUUGUCCUUUUUCAUGCUCCGUAUCUCCUUCUUCGUUCAAUUACUGCUCGCUUCAUCUUCUCAACCAGUUCAAUGUUGGGCUGACCUCCUCUGAAAAAACCAACACCACACGCAGUUCCCUAGUGGUCACCUAAUCUUAGAGUACUACCCCACCCGUGCCCAGCGUUGCUUAAGUUUCUCGUGUUCGGACGGGAACGAGUGUACUCAACGUGAUUUGGGCGUUGGCUUAUUCGGUUAUCCUGUGUUUUAUCUCGAAUUUCAUAUAUCAUUCAUAUUGAUUUAUAACUGUUAACUACAGAUUUGUGUAUUCUGCUUGUCUAACUAUGUGUUAAAUGUGGAUAUGUAAAUCGUGUUAUAUUCUAAUUGAUUAAUCCUUUAAAUGCUCACUGAACUGCUUUUAAUCGUCGUAAAUAAUGUGGUAUGAAAUGUUUCAUUUUGAUUAAUUAACCCCUACUGUGCGCUCAAUGUUCGUCGAUCAGUAUUGGUAUAAACUAAAUAUUCAAAAUGGCGAAAACUGCAAUAUUUAUAAAAUUGCAAAUAACGAAACCUGUUUUCCACAUCUAUCAAUUCUACAUCUAUCUAACAAUUCUUACAUCUUUCUGCAUCAAUUGAUUUCGAUGAAACUUGAAGCAUAUACAUAACCUACAUAAGUCUACGAAACGUAUCGUUAGAAGAUCGUAAUAGUCAUUACAGGUUUAGAUAAAAAUGUCAUGACAAAUGACUAUUACUGUUUUCUUCGCAAUCCCAACUAAUUGCAAUUUCUUUCCAAGUCUAUCUUCCAUAUCAUUUGGUAAUCUAAUCCUUUUAAUUUCUCCAAGAAAUUCAAGUCCUCUGGUCCAAUUUCUAAAAAGUAAUUCUGGUUUAGACGGUCCGAAUAUUAAUGUGACCUACUAUUUUGUACAAUUUAAAAUUUCCGAAUUUGUAUAAUAUUACGAGGACAAUUAAAAAAGGAAGACAUUAUAAAAAUAUGUGAAAUAUAUAAUAAAACAUUUUCUAUACAGUUCACUGCAUUAAUUGUUAAUUCGAUUAUUUCUGUUAUUUUUGUCCAAAUUGUAAUAUAGCUAACUCUACUGCUAAUAUUGCUAUCAGGAUUUAAUAAUUUCCAGGUACAACGUCGACUAAAUCUAUCUCUGUAAAUAUUGCCAAUGUUAAAUUUGAUAUUAACAGAGAUGGCCAACAGGAGAUUGAUGUUACAAUAUCUAAAAGUAACUUUAUAUGCGACAAUGUUUGAAGGAGGAAAAAAUACAAAUACAGCAAAGACAGCUGAAAAUACAGCUUCGUCGAUCUCAGAAAAUAGAAAUAAAUUUCGAAGAAUUGAAGGUGAUGAUGCAAAGGCCGAUGUAAAGCAAGAUUCAGAGAAUCUGAAGAAAGACUCAAUGCCAGAAUUUCCAGCGAUUAAGACUUCUAGUACAAUAGUAGAUACAUUACAUAUUUCCAACGCUUUUAAUGCUCUAACAUUGUCAAAUAAUAAAUACGUAAAAACUGCACAAACACUUGAACCAGUUUCACGUGCAUGCCAAGAAGAAUGGACCGAUAAAUGGAAUAACCUUGAAUUUCCAGCUCCCAAAUCGUCAAUUUUAACACCAGUUACUGUUAGUUUAUCUAAAAAACAAUAUUCAUUUGGUGACACAAGUACGAGUCAGUUUCUUGGUUCUCCAACGUCAGAAAGUAAAGAGUCAGCGCGUGAUAACGCAGAGAGUAGAUCUACGCCUUUCUGUUGGAAAGCAACAACGACAACAACAUUAUCAAGUCCAGCAUUCCAAGUACCUACUGCAGCACAAACUUUGCAUAAAUCUGGAACAUCCAAAUCAUCAAUUUUAAAACCACCUACUUUUAAUUUAUCUAAAAAACAAUAUUCAUUUGGUGACACAAGUACGAGCCAGUUUCUUGGUUCUCCAACGUCAAAAAGUAAAGAGUCAGCGUGUGAUAACGCAGAAAGUAGAUCUACGCCUUUCUGGUGGAAAUCAACAACGACAACAACAUUAUCAAGUCCAGCAUUCCAAGUACCUAAUGCAUCACAAACUUUGCAUAAUUCUGGAACACCCGAAUCAUCGAUUUUGGUACCAACUACUUUUAGUUUAUCUAAUAAACAAUGUGAAUUUGAUGGCGCAAUUUCACGUAAAUCUUGCACUUCUCCGGUGCUAGAAAAUAAACCUGCAGCUUGCGAUUCAACACCAACAAACCAAAAAGAAACAACAUAUAAUACAACACUCGGGAUGCCAACUGUACGUGGCACAUUGUCAGUGAAAUCAGUAGUAUCUGGUGAUAGUACUGUUAGAACGUCUACCGGCGAGUCAACGCCUCUUAUACGUGUACAUCAAAAAUUUAUAUUUAACGCCAUUCCUACUGAACCGGCUGUAAUGCCUGGGACUCGAUUCAAUUUUCCUACGAAUAUGAUACCUCCUGUAUCGACUCAGAUUCAAAUAUCGAUUGAUUCCACCGAUUAUACAUUUAACGGACCUAAUCCGGAACUAGCAGCAUUUCCGCAAUGUCCAACUACAAGUUCAUUUUCUAUAUCGCAACCUGUUACCCAAAGUCAACAAUUGUCUACUUCAUCAUCUAUUCCUCUAGAAUGCGUGUUUAAUUUUGAUUCGUCACCAGGAGAUCAUACAGCUGAACCUGGUUCAAUCCAGUCCGAAGGAUUUAAUUUUAAUCCCAAUACUAGACCAUCGUUCCGUUUUAGUGUUUAUGAAUUUAAGUAUCUACAAAAUAUAAAAUUAUUUUACACAUUAAUAGCAGGAUCUUUUUUCCAUAAAAAAAAUGUGUUGCCAUGUGUUGUUUUAGUGCACCUACUCAAGUACAACGAGAUACUGCGUCUACUCGAGUACAACGAAAUACUGCGUCUACUCUAGUACAACAAAAUACUGCCACCAUCAAUUACCGCCCAAUGAUCAGUCCCACUCGAUUACUCAAUCCACGAAAGAUCAGGAAAGCUUUUAGAAGAUUAAAAUAGGAGUCAAGUAACGGCAUUCUUUUUAUACAGUUGCUCAUGAAGGUAUUCAUAUUCUUGCAGAAGACACCUUUUAUGAAUAUACUAUAUGUCUUGAAAGAAACAUUUUGAAAUGUCAUUAGUAUUGUAACAAAAUCCGAUUGUCAUAGCUAUAUUGGUAAAGUUUUUAGCAAAUCUGAAAAUAUACAUAGAUAUUACAAAACACCUAACACAAGUAUGCAGAUAUUUUGUAGAAAUCAAUAAAGUAUUUAAACAGUCAUUUAACAUUUCAUCAAACAUUUUCCAUAUGUAUGAAAUAAGCCUAAAUAUUUACUGGAACCACUUUUGAGAUUUUUUCUAGGCAUACCAAGGAGGCUAUUAAUGCUGUGUGCUAAUCUUUAUUAAAUAUAUGUUUGUAAAUAACUUUUAUGUAUAUUUUCAGAUUGGUUUUUGGCUUUUCUAUCAUAAAAAUAGUAGUUGCAAAAUACUUUUAUGAUCCAUUGUAUCUAUUUCAUACAAUCGUGAGAAAACAAGUCGAAGACGCUUCGUUUUCGAAGAAAAAAGAAAAAAGAAAAAAGAAAAAUGAAACGAUUUUGAACAUUUUCUCGAUGCUGCUAUACGCACAUACUCUUUAUGAUAUAUCAAUUCUUGGAUCAAUAACGAACUUUCAUUAUUGAUGAGCUGCUGCUAGUGGAUGAGGAAACUUAAUAAAAUAUCGAAUGUCUGCAAUUUAUUGAGAAUAACGAGUUUAUGUGGGUAACAGAUAUAUCCUUUCAUUAAACAUAGGUCUUAUAUAACUCGUUUAUAGUUGAGAAGGAAAAUACUAAUCAGUACUAAUUAAAUUCAUGAAUUAAUAACUUUUUUUUUGUAACGAAAGAAAUGUUGCGAUGCAUAAUGUACAAUGUAUUGAAUUUGCUUCAUACAUUUAAUUGAUUCUGAACAAUUAUCUUUGCUUCAUUAUUUUUGAAUAAAUUCAGUAUUUACAACUUAAUAAUUGUAAUAAAAUUAUAUCAUUCAGAUAAUAAGAAAACGCUUAAUAAUAAUUAUUACGAUGCAAAAAAAAAAUAAUAAGUAUAUCUAUAACGAGAGAAAAUAUUAACAACAAUUGAUAUACAAAUAAUAAGUUUGUGUUUGAAAGUAACUUAUUGGCAAAUUGAUAAUGUAUCUUUCAACAUAGAAAUCUUGCAAGUUGUAAAACGUAGAAGGACGAGUUAAGUGUUCUGAGACCUUAUUAAAUCUGUUGCAACUGUGCAUAGCUAUUUGCAAAUCAAGAUGUGUAGAUGUUCGAGAUGCCGAAGCACUGUUCGUUAUGAAUAACACGCAGCGUAGUUGCACCUGUUACAUCUCUGUCGAGCACAAUUAUAUUAGUUCCUUUCGUAAUCUACCUGAAUAUACUACCUCCCUUCUCGCUAAUAAUACGGAAAUUGCAGAGAAUGGUAUAACGCAAUACAUUGUGUUUUUUAACUAAAGAUGAAACAAGCAUAAUUGUGGAUUAUGACAUUUUGCUCGAUUUUCUGAUUUUAAUGUCACUUGAUGAUAAAAGUAGGUGUGACAUUUUAAUAUAUAUAUACAUAUAUGUCGGAGAUGAAAGGACAUUGGAGUUUUUCUUUUGAAAUGUUUGGAAAGGUCCCCGAUACUUUAGUCCAGUUUUUUUUUUAUUAUUAUUAUAGCUGUAUUUAAAUAAUAAAGCUGAGAAAUAAUUAUUUAUGAUUUAAUCCGAAUAUGGAUGCCCUAGAUUUAUGGGUGCCCUAGAUUUAUGGGUGCCCUAGAUUUAUGGAUGCCCUAGAUUAAUGGGACGCGGUCACGGUCAGGGCAAGGACGUGUACUUAAUAGAGGUAUGAAGUAAAUGAAUAGCUCUCUUUAAAAACAAAGAUUGAUCCGAGGGGUACAGAGAGGUACGGAGAGGAGUAUAUAAGUUUUACAUUACACGAUAUAUGGUGUGUGUGUGUGUGUGUGUGUGUGUGUGUGUGUGUGUGUGUGUGUGUGUGUGUGUGUACACGUGUGUACACGUGUGUACACGUGUGUAUAUCGUGUAAUGUAAUGGGGGAGAGUAUAGUGCUAGUAGGUUUUAAUAUCGUUCACGUCAACACAAAAUCAAGUAUGAUGUACGGCCAAUCUAUAUACACGUAGUCACCAUUUGUCAUUCGCUACUCUCGUUACAACGGUUCCAACGCCCUUUUUCACGCUGACCACACUCCUUGGCAACCUGACAAUACUCGCUUCUCAAUUAAUUAACGGCCUCCCCUUAUAGCAUGACUCCGGUAUGCCCGGCACGCACAAGUUUCAGAGACGUGAACAAUCCAUGGUCAAGUAGAUCUCAAUUUCUUAGGGUUUUCCCUCGAUACUGCAUAUAUAUAUAUAUAUAUAUAUAUAUAUAACAUUUAUCGAUAUUGGGUGGUAUUAAAAUCAGAGAACUCCACAAUAUGUUUAUAUGUUUAUACUCCACUUAUAUAUUUCCAGAAUAUGAGCAACAAACAAAUAGAAUUUAGUUUUAUAUAUUUUGUAUUAUUUUAUGUACGUAUAUAACAAAAUUACUAACUUAACUUAUCCUAAGAUAAACUUGUAUUCAAAUUUAAUGUUACAGUAUAUAAAGAUGUAAUAGCUCCUUCAAAUAAA